Molecule: messenger RNA, 1677 nt
Organism: Fusarium vanettenii 77-13-4
Lineage: Eukaryota; Fungi; Ascomycota; Sordariomycetes; Hypocreales; Nectriaceae
Exons: 5
Coding region: 1-1677 (558 amino acids)
Biological process (GO): regulation of DNA-templated transcription
Molecular function (GO): DNA-binding transcription factor activity, RNA polymerase II-specific; zinc ion binding
Source: RefSeq, a predicted model, not a curated record
AUGAGAUGCAAAGAACGCAAGGUCCGCUGUAAUCGUGUUAUGCCCCAGUGUGGUCGGUGCAGUUUACAGGACUUGGAAUGCGUCUACCCUGUCCGGGCCAAAAGGAGGACCACGCGUUGUCUAAUUGACCCUGCCUUAUCACCCACUUCUGGUCCUGCAUUGACCGCCAUCCUCGACCGUCUGCAACGCCUUGAAGCCCAGAAUACCUCCUCAACUUCAGCCAACAAUCCUUGUACACCAUCAUCAAUUCCUGGGAAUGCCUCGUCAAGCUCGUCGCCAUGCGCGUCCACCACCAUCAAUGGUCGCGACUCAUGCGUCACGACGCCUCAUAACCCUCGCCAGGAGAUGGACGCCAUGACCGUCUUGAAGGAUGCUGUCGAUCAGGUUCAGGAAAGGCGAAGACGGGCCUUUGGGUCGGCUGUAAUCACAGAUUCCAUCGCCAUCCCAACAGACCUAGCCAAGACCUGGGUUGAGAAUUACUUUGAACAUAUGCCGGCAUGCAUGUUCCUCGGCUUAUUCGAGCGACGAGUGAUCCAGAUGAUACCCGACAUUAUCGACCUCCCCCAUAUCCAUGUCGACCCAGUCAUCCUUGUCAUCUACUACACCGUCAUGUACCAUGGCUGCAGUCUAAAAGCCAGCAACACCUCAGUCGUCGGCAUUGACUACAUGAACGCCAGUUACCUGGGAUGUCUUCGCGCCAUCCCUCUUUGGGAGCGAGAAGCGUCAGGGUCAAUAACUGACCUUCUUGCAGCCCUCUGUGUGACCCGUGUGGCUGCCGAAUUCUUCGAUUACGAUCUGGCUUGGAGAAUGUUCAAGCACGCUUGCGAGUCUUGCCAGGCUCUCAACUUGCACAACCUCGACGGCGACGAUGCCGAUGCCACUUUUCUCGGGGACAAGUGUGAUGACGAAAGAAGAGGUUUCUGGGAGGUGAUCCAGAUCGACCUAUUCUUCCGGCUAGUCCUCAACACACCGCCCGCCAUUACAAACAAUCCUUGGAAGGUCAACUUACCCUGGCUGGAUGCUGAUUCGGGGCCUCCCCUCCAAGGGAUACAGUCCACAGCAUUCCUCGCUAGCUCUCGGGUCAGUCUGGUCAUUGCACGGUUCUUUGCCAUGCUGGACGACCCAAAGAAUACCACCAAGCCCGAGAUAAUGGCCAAGACGGAGGAGCUCUGUCUUGAAAUGCAGCAGAUUUUUGACGAGUGGCAAUUAAAUGAAUGGAUGGCAGAUGCUCCUGAGAAGGAGCAAGAUAUAUGGGUGGUGGUCGAUGUCCUCUUCACGGGCUACACCUCCAUCAUCUACAUGUUCCGCAAGAUGUCUCUUCUCGACUCAACCUCCCCAAGGCCACCAACAACAGACCUGGACAUCCCCGAAUCACCAAUUGUUGAGGAUGCCUGCCGACACAUCAUCAACCUCCUAAGCCAGCUACUAGUCAUCUACCCCUACGUGGAAACGAUGACAACCCUCUUCGGGGCAUAUCGAUGUUUCGUCGCCUACGCCUAUCUCGCAAACAGUAUCCUACAAUCCGAGGAUCCUCAGAGCUACAUGAAAGAUGUCGAAUCACUAGAACGGUUAGGAAAUCAGUCGGCGUUGUUGGCCAGGGGACAGAAGGAUAUCGUGCCUUUGGUUCGGGCGAUGCAGACGAUUAAUGAAGAGAUACGAAAAAAGAUAGGGAAGUAA